GUAGACACUCAGCCAGUGUAUCGUCGGUUGGGCAAGAAAUGGAGCAUCAAGCAGAUAUGCGCAUAGGCAGGUAGGAUAUAUAUCUGAACCAAUUCCAACAUCACAUCAUGUUCAAGUCCAUCAUCAUUACCAUCACCAUCGCUUCUCAGCAACAACCCUCACUCCUUGUGGUUGAUUGUUUCCCUCCUCUCCCCCUUCUUGAUUUUCUCUCCCUAUCGCUCUCUUUCUCGUCCAUCCUUUUCCACAAUGUUGUCUUCCUUGGCAUUGGCCGCCUCCAUGGCAGGCUUGGCCAUUGCAAGCCCCUUCGACUCUUCACUCCUAGCUCGGGCAGUGUGUGAUGGUAACACAGCUUCCACUCGCUCUCAAUGGUGUGAUUACGACCUCACUACCGACUGGUACAACGAGGUGCCUGAUACUGGCGUGACUCGGGAGUACUGGCUUGACUUAUCAGACACGACUGUCUCCCCCGAUGGCGUUUCACGAUAUGCUAUGGCCAUAAACGGAUCCAUUCCCGGGCCAACUCUGAUUGGAGACUGGGGAGACUACUUCAAGAUCCAUGUCACGAACUCACUCACUCAGAGCACAAACGGAACAUCGAUCCACUUUCAUGGCAUGAGACAAAACUACACAGUCCAGAACGACGGUGUCGUCUCUGUCACUCAGUGCCCCGUUGCACCAGGAUCAUCUAUCACCUAUGAGUGGAGGGCCACUCAGUACGGAUCGUCAUGGUACCACUCUCACUUCGCUCUGCAAGCAUGGCAGGGUGUGUUUGGUGGCAUCAUCAUCAACGGCCCUGCCAGCGCCAACUACGACCAAGAUCUCGGCCACAUGUUCCUUAACGACUGGGAUCAUCAGACUGUUGACGAGCUUUACAUAUCUGCCGAGACAAGCGGUCCUCCUACUCUCGACACUGGCCUUCUAAACGGCACCAACGUCUACGGAAAUGACGGUGAUGCCGACCAAACUGGUCACCGCUGGAACACUACCCUGACUGAGGGAACCACCUACCGGUUGCGACUGGUCAACGCCGCUGUUGACACCCACUGGAAGUUUUCCAUUGACAACCACACUAUCGGUGUCAUGGCUAUGGAUCUUGUCCCCAUUGUGCCCUACAACACCACCACUCUGAGCAUCGGUAUGGGUCAGCGAUAUGAUAUCAUCAUCUACACGGAGGGUAUGACCGAUAUCGCCACCGAUUUCUGGAUGCGCGCCAUUCCCCAGACCGCCUGCUCCGACAAUGCCAACGCCGACAACAUCAAGGGAAUAAUCUCAUACGGCACCACGGUCUCCACCCCAACCACCACCGCCUACCACUACACUGACUCUUGCGACGACGAGGACGUCUCCACACUUGUCCCUUACCUUCCCAAGACCGUCGGCGGCUCAAGCUGGGAUAUCGACGAGCCCGCAAAGGUGUCCUUCAACGAUGAGGGCUUUUACAAGUGGUAUCUCAACUCCACCUCCAUGGCGGUCGAGUGGGCAGACCCGACCCUGGGCCAGAUUUACAACGGCACAACAACCUGGGACUCCAGCGACGCCGUCGUGACGCUCGACAAAGCGGACCAGUGGGCCUACGUGGUCAUUUCGACGACAAUGGCCGUCCCCCACCCGAUCCACCUGCACGGAUUCGACUUCUUCGUCCUGGCGCAGGGUGCCGGCACCUACACCUCGGGUAGCACCGCGCUCAACCUGAACAACCCUCCCCGCCGUGACACGGCCAUGCUGCCAUCGAGCGGAUAUCUCGUCCUCGCGUUCGAGACGGACAACCCGGGCGCAUGGCUAAUGCACUGCCACAUAGGGUGGCAUACUUCGGAGGGCUUUGCGAUGCAGUGGGUCGUCCGCCAGGAUGAGAUCACUGACCUCGUUGACUAUGCGAGCCUCGAGAGCACUUGCAAUGCCUGGGACACACACGCUGCCACAUACUCUGUCGCCGAGGAUGACUCUGGUGUGUAA
Messenger RNA from Diaporthe batatas, 1953 nucleotides. RefSeq lists its product as uncharacterized. Gene Ontology annotation, molecular function: copper ion binding; oxidoreductase activity. The transcript is spliced from 2 exons. The record is from RefSeq and is a predicted model, not a curated record. Bases 247 to 1953 code for a protein of 568 amino acids. Lineage: Eukaryota; Fungi; Ascomycota; Sordariomycetes; Diaporthales; Diaporthaceae.